CUGAUCCAUAAAAACAUUAGCAUGGCGUUCCAAUUGGAUCCACAACGGAGAACGAUGAGAUCAUAUAUAUAGUCUCAUUAUUUUUUUAUUUGUACUAAUCUUAUAAAACCAUUGGAUAGAUGAAUCUAGAGUAGGUACUCAAAGAAUAAGAAAAUAUAAGCCAGAGAUUUGGACGAUCAUGAUGAAUCACUUCAUAUAAAAAGUUACAUCAUACGUUACUGCUUCUAAAUUGUCUGAUCUUGGGAGAACUUAAUACUUCAACUUUGUGUACAUAAUGAAAACGUUCUAAGCUUCUUUGUUUUGGUAAGGAAAUACGGUUUAAGAAUUAAAAAAAAGAGGCUCAAGGGUAGAAACUAGAAGUAAAAGAAGAUGGUGCAAAGGCAUGCACUCUAGAUGAAAAUACGAUAUAUAUAAAAUCAUAAAAGACCUCACGCAGUGAAUGUAAAUGUAAAUGUAUCCAACUUCACAAACGUGACGUAUCUUCGCGUAUGCAUACCUUUCUCUACUUUGUACUUAUACAUAUUGAUUGUAAUAACAAAGAGAGAGGAAGUUAGUAAGAGACAAAAGAAUGUCACGAGACAGUGACAUAGUGCAUUUAUGAACCCUGGAAAAGAAACUCUUAACCCUAACUCUCUCUCCUUGUUGCGGCUGUAUAAAUACCACAUUGUUAUGAAGCAUGUGUCAGCAAACGUGGAAAGCGAUCGUCUUCUUCUUUAUAGAUAAGAACCGUAGAACAUAUAAUUGAAUAUUAAUCAAAGAUCAUGUCUCACAUCGCUGUUGAGAGGAAUCGAAGAAGGCAAAUGAAUGAGCAUCUUAAAUCCCUUCGUUCUUUGACACCUUGUUUCUACAUCAAAAGGGGAGAUCAAGCUUCAAUAAUCGGAGGAGUUAUCGAGUUCAUCAAAGAGAUGCAGCAAUUAGUGCAAGUUCUCGAGUCCAAGAAACGUCGCAAGACACUAAACCGGCCUUCUUCUCCUUAUGAUCACCAAACAGUCGAGCCAUCCAUCUUAGCUGCCACCCCUAACGCAACCACCAGAAUGCCGUUUAGUCAAAUCGAGAAUGUAAUGACAACAAGCACUUUCAAGGAAGUUGGAGCAUGUUCCAACUCCCAUCAUGCAAACGUUGAAGCCAAGAUCUCAGGCUCUAACGUUGUAUUGAGAGUUGUCUCUUGGAGAAAUGAGGGCCAGCUGGUGAAGAUCAUAUCCGUCUUGGAGAAACUCUCUUUUCAGGUUCUUCACCUCAACAUUAGCUGCAUGGAGGAGUCUGUCUUGUACUUCUUCGUUGUCAAGAUAGGACUGGAGUGUCACUUAAGCUUGGAGGAGCUAACCCUUGAAGUUCAGAAAAGCUUUGUGCCUGAAGCCAUCGUCUAAAUCUAGCAACUAAAACCAAUAUACUAAUGUGCUUCGUUUACAUGAGCAUACUUAAUACUUUGCUAGAAAUAAGCUCCUAUACCCUUAUCACACUUAUAUGUUUUUGUUGUGUCCCAACUUAAUCGAAGUUUUAAUUUCCAUAAAUAAAUCAUCACAAAUUAUGCUCUAACCAGUUUUAUGCUUCCACAUCAUGUAACGGAGUCUAAUCGUUAAAUUGAAAAAUGAUUUUUUAUUAAAGUAUUUUUAAUUUCUUGUUUUUUUUAAACGAUAUACGCUAAUAUAGAAGUAACUCUGAACUUAUACAUUAUGGUGUUUAAAUUUUUUUUACUAGUACGCCGAAUCUUAUAUAUGUUUCUAAUUUUGUCGGGUAAACAAAAAGAUAACAAACUUACGCAAAUUAUGAAUCGUAUGGACUUAAAAAAACAAACAAACAGAAUGUGUGAAGAAUUAUCUGUAAUUCAACAGGAUAUCUUCUGCAUAUGGCUGAGCUUGUGCUAUGCACGCAUCCUUAUUGCAAGCCUCGUCGAUAAUUUUCCAGCUGAACUCCAUGUCUUCUUGGAUUCUCGUAGUCAGGCUACUAGUUUUGGAUUAAUUCUACGACAUUCCCCGAGAUUGUCAAACUUUUUCUUGCUAAGAGGGAUUGUCAAAACUUUGCCUUGAUCUCUUUUUAAUUCCAUUCAUCGUUUAGCCAACUCUUUGGAAGGUGAACUUCUUAUGCCUCUUCCUUACUCUGUUCCUCGUAUACUUGAGAUACAAUAUGAAUUCCAUGACACAAAAAAAAAGGAAUCGUGGGUAAGAAGAAAAACAUUCACAAUAGCAUGAUAACAUGUUAAAUAUUAGUAGAAACUAAAUAUAGGGAUCUCUUUCUUUCGUGUACAUGCACGUGAACCCCUUUAAUAUCUAAAUAAAUUCGGAGCAAACAAACGAUGUUAAAAUUUCCUUGUCUUAAUAUUCUAAAUAGAUUAGUACUGUAGUUGAUCUAUGGAAAAAUAUUGUAUAUGAUGGUUAUCUCUUUCUCAUUCAACACAAUUCGAUUUGUAUCCAAAUUAGACAUCCUUAUCUAGGAUUUUGCUUUUUAAGAUGACUAGAGAGUAUUUGUAAAAAUAAGAUCAGUGACGAAAUAAUAGUUCUUAAAUUAUAAAACAAUAAGGAAAAAGCAAAUGAGAGGGCAUAAUUAAGUUAUUUUAUAUAUAAAGGGAUUUUACUUAGCUAGGAGCUAGGCAUUACUAAUAUAAUACAUAGUAUUAGAUCUUGACCCGUGCCUCCGCACUGUUUUUAAUUUUUAUAAAUAUUUAAAAAUUAAAUACAUAUAUUAUUGUACUAAUUAAAUUAUAAGAUGAUAAUUAGUUAAAUAUAACUGAGUUAGUUUUAUUAUUCUGAAAAUUUUAAAUGAUUUUGAUUAGUUUAAUUUUUAAUAAACCAAUAAAUUAAUCUUAUCAUUUAAUCUAUUUUAUAGUUUUUUAUGGAUUGUAAAAUUGAUUUUUUGAUUUUGAUUUUUUAAAUAAAUGAAUGAUUGGAUAUCUUCUAAAUUUAUUAGAUAGUUAAAUAUUAGACAAUUUCAUAAUAAUUUUUAUAGAAAUUGCUAUUUAUAAAGUCAGUGGUAUUGAAUGGUAAUUAUUGAGAAAAAUUUAGGGUUAAAAUUUAUUUGUACUUCAGUUUUAACAGUUUAGAGGUAAUAAUUGACGCCUAAACAUAGUAGAUAUACAUUAGUGGACGCAUUACUGAGUCAAUCAUACACAUUACAAAGUCUUUUGGAUCAUAUAAUAAUACGUUUAAUACAAUAGUAAGAUACAUAAUAAUUGACGCAUGAACAUAUAAUGUAUUAUAAUAAUUGUACACGAUCAUUAUCCCAAAAUGUGCCACGGUUUGAGUUGCUAAACAUAUACUACUAUUAUUUAUAUGCUUUACAUCAAUCAAUAUUGACCCAACAAAAAAAUCUCACUUCCUCUCAUUAUUAAACUCAUGUUCUUUCUAAAUCCUUCUUUUAUAUAUGUUUUACUUGUGCCGGUGACCGCAUUCGUGUCCUUCUGUUCAUUCUCGCUCAAAUUUCGUUAUAAUAUUGAGUCUAAGCUUUAGUGGAUAUAUACAAACGAAAAAUGAUAUUAGCACCCACACCCUUAACUUUCCGGCCGUUACGAAUUAGCUUGUAUAUUGAAUUUCUUUGUGUCAACAUAGAAAAACGUGUACGAGCUUUUUAUAUGCGUAGAUUCUUGAAUACACCCACAUUCUUCUUGGAUUUUAGUGUCGGUGUUCAUUUGCAAUUUGCAUAAUCAAGUGAACAGCAAACCCAUAACAAGGUAUUUUAAGUUUAGGCAGUAAAGCCUUUAAUAAAUGAAUAUUGUUGAAUUUCCUAGUACUUCGUUUAUUAGGAUUAGUUAAUUACGUAGAGGAGAUUAGUUUAGUUAACAUGCAUGUGAGAAAGCGUGUGGCUCAAUUAUUGAUUUGUCAUCAAGGUUAAGUUUAGGCAGUAAAGCCUUAAAGUGGUCUUUGCUUGCUUCUGAUGCCACCUUGACAUGAGAAAUUCAAUCUUAUUUUUCAUCAACAUUGAUGUUAAUCAAGUUCAUGAAACUAAGGAUAUAUACAUAUAUUAGCUUGGGUAUGAAUUGAGGAAUAUGGACAAACACAGUGAAUGUCAAGCAAAAGAAGGCAAGAGGAGAGAGAUAGUAAGAUUUUCAAAUUUGGACCAGUAACUUACUUUUGUAAAGCAUCUUUCUAUACAACUUUUUAUAUUCCUUAAAUAGUGAUUGAUAUUCAAAACGCAUCUUUUUAAAAACUUUGUCAACGUGAUGAAUUUACGAUUUAUCAACAAAAUGGAAUUUGUAUAUGACGCUGUGUAAUGAUUGAAGAUGGUGAAAAAUGGAUAAAUCAGGUGCUCAUGUGUAGACUCUAGUUGAGCCUGGUUCUAAUAAUUGUUUAGUUUUGAAACUUAGUGCUAAUCGAACGGCUGAGAUUCAGAGUUUAGAUGCUUAAACAUGCGGAUGAUUAACAAGUCACUCACAAUGCUGAGUUGACAACACAUUAAUGAUAUUAUCGGCUAAAUAAUUUCAGUGAGAUGUCGAUAACAAAAGGAGGAUGGCCUAGCGAUCUCUUUCAGAAAAGUAAAAUAAUUAAAAGGUGUAAUUGCAAACUAUUGGUCCCAAAAGAGGAAAAGGAGAAAAUGAUGGGUUGUUUUGUCAAAUACCUGUACAAGGUUAUGAUUAAGAAACAAGAGUAACCGCGUCUGGAGGAUAGAAUUAGAGCUGAAACCAAACAACGGAUGAACAAAUGUCGAAUCUCGAGCUGCUCGCACACUUUGUCGCUCACUUUUAUUACUUGUCUUCACUUUUCAACUCUAAAAGCUCAAUGGCUUCGAAUGGGUGACGCAGAUCAAAAAAUACAGAUCAAACAAAAAUGCAGAUCAAGCAGAACAAAUGCAGAUCAUGCAGAACAAAUGCAGAUUAAACCGAACAACAAGAUAAUUUAAUAAUUAUUAUAAUUUAAUACAUGUUGAUUUUUAAUGAAAAUUAAAUAUCCAAAUUAAAUAUAACUAUUAUAAAUAAGUAAUAAAUAUAAUGUUAAAAAUAACAAUAACUAUAGUAAAAUUGUCCAUUAUAUGAAAAUUCAUCACAAUUACAAAAAUUAUAGUGAGUAUUCUUAUUUUAUUUUUAUUUUUUGUAUCUUUACUCGAUUUUCGGUUAUUUUUUACCUUUUGAACCAUAGAAUUAAUUAGGCAUGAGCAUAAAAACCAAGAACCGAAAACCAAACCGGAACGAAACAAAAAAAACGAACCCGAAACCAAAG
This is a messenger RNA of Brassica napus (rape), 5147 nucleotides long. Its product is annotated as transcription factor MUTE. The transcript is spliced from 3 exons. Bases 762 to 1367 code for a protein of 201 amino acids. Lineage: Eukaryota; Viridiplantae; Streptophyta; Magnoliopsida; Brassicales; Brassicaceae. Gene Ontology annotation, cellular component: nucleus. Gene Ontology annotation, molecular function: DNA-binding transcription factor activity; protein dimerization activity. The record is from RefSeq and is a predicted model, not a curated record. Gene Ontology annotation, biological process: positive regulation of DNA-templated transcription; stomatal complex development; guard cell differentiation.